UCCGCCAGGACAAAAAAUAGACCAGUUCACAUGAGAGUGUCAGAAACUUCGCGUCGACUGGGGAGCGUGUUACUGGGAUCAGCAGGAGACUGGUGCGUAAUGGUGAUGCGCCUCAUCCAAAAGACACAAACAGGCGCAGGGAGUUUGUGAUUCCACAGGAGAAAGGGAACAGUUUGAGUUAAAUUGUUUUGUUAGAAUAAAAAAAGAGAAGAAGUUGUUUCCCUCCUGGUGUUGAACUCAUGGCAGAGGGAGACUUCUACACGCUGGGGAACCGACAGCGGUUUCCCCGGGACCCGUUUGGAGAGUCUCCGUUCCGGGCGCAGUCUCCGUUCCGGGAGCAGCUGGCCUCCCGGUUCCUGGAGGAUGACUUCGGGAUCCCUCCGUUCCCCGAGGACCUGGGGAUGGACUGGCCUGGCUGGGCUCGCCCGGGUCGGCUCGGAACCCGCAUGGGCUCGUCCCCCUUCAGCUCCACGUUACGCUCCGGUUUCCCCGUGCGUCAUUCCAGCGGAGGCCCGGCGGUGUACACGAGCCGCUACGGAGAGGCCUCACCGCGGAGCUCACCCACAGGGACGUCCGCUGGGGGGGCCGGCAGCCCCGGGGGGGAGCCGUGGAAAGUGUGCGUGAACGUGCACAGCUUCAAACCUGAGGAAUUAAACGUGAAAACGAGGGAUGGGUUCGUGGAAGUGUCAGGGAAACAUGAAGAGAAGCAGGAAGAAGGAGGAAUAGUGACAAAGAAUUUCACAAAGAAGAUACAGAUCCCGGGAGACGUGGACGCUCAGGCGGUCUUCGCCUCUCUGUCCCCCGAGGGCGUCCUCAUCAUCGAAGCCCGACAGACGCCCCCCUAUCACCUCUUCUGUGGCGAGGGCCCCCAGGGCGGCGAGACGCCGGAGGAGGAGGUCCCCAGGCCCCAGGAGGCCACCGUGGUCUGACCCCCCCAACGUUUAGACUGAGACGACGGACCCACCCGCACAAUCGGUUUCAAGUUUGAUAUGAAAUUUGUGGCCUUCAGCUUCAUGUUGUUACAAACCUGGAUGUAAAAUGUGCAAAAUGUACUUUACGUGGAUAAAGUAACGUCCGAUUGUUCGUGUUAAAGCUGCAAGAGUUCAAUGUAGAAAACAUCUUAUCAAAGAAGAGCCUCAUCUUCUAGCUAUUGGAGAAGCAUCAGACCUUUUUCUCACCAAAUUAAACUUUAGAGCUGCAGCUAAAACAAUUAUUUUCAUUGUUGAUUAAUCUGCUGAUUGUUUUCUCAGCUAAUAGUUAUGUGCAUAAAAUCAAAAUAGAAAAGUAUCUGAAAGGUUCAAACCUUUAAUUCCGUUCGACAAGCAGAUUAAAACCCAAAAAAGUUUAUUUUACCUUGAUACACGAUUAAAACAAAGAUUCAUCAAAUAGAAAUUCAUGACAUUUCUUUUAAUCUGCUUACAGCAGCACUAUGCAACUUUUUCCACCUGAAAACAGCAGCUUCAGAAUUAGUUUAAUUGUUCAUUGACUUCCUUGUUGUGUCUCUGUGUAACUCUGGUGAGUGAGUUCGAUCUCCUGUGAGAAGAAGAAGAAAUGAGUCACAGCUUCAACUGUCAGAAUCAGAUCCAGCAAGUUGAAGAGUGAAGCUGAACUGUAAAUCUGUUAAACCAGAGUUUAUCUCCAAUAUUCAGCAGGAAACCUUUUAAAAUAUGAAGAAAUCUACACAGAGUUUGAUGAAUUUAUUACAGCCGCACCAGGAAGCAGAGGAUCAUGGGUAAUAUCCAUCGUUCAGUUGUGUUUCAGCUCAGUUCAGUGGGACGACAAAGUCAACACAUUGAUGGACUCAGUGUUUUCUCUACAUGAAAACCACUUAAUUGAUCGGACACAGAGCCCCACAGAGUUAAUCCCCAUGUGUGGCUAUAGAGGGCGCUGCUUCUCAAAAGAUACAUAGUGUUGCUUUAAGUGGAAACUCUUAGUGGAUGAUCGAUGCUUCGUUCACGUCCGAACCUUCUUGCUGGAAGGUUUCCGCCAUUCGUCACAAAACAUGACGAACGACCGAAUGUGUUUGUUUUAGGUUUUAGAACAAAUUUCCAAAGUUGUAAUUUUUCUUAUGAAAACAGUCUCUUUCCUGAAGAAUCUGUCUCGGGGGCAAGAAAACCUCCACAGUCAUUGUACGUCGACUGGUUUGUGAUCAUCUGAUUUACUUACACAAAUUCCCGCAGGAUUUAACCAUGUGUGCCUGCAGGGGGCGCUGUUGUUAAGUAAAAGUUACACAGUGUUGCUUUAAAACAGCUGAUUAUCUGAUCAUUUUAAAUUCUGUUUCCCUAAACAGAACUCGAAAACUCUAGCUCCUUCAUUCUGUUUUAUUCCAACAACUUCCUCUGUCACGAGACGAUCACAGACCAGCUGGGUUGGUGAACAUGAUUCUCAGCAUUUACGUCACGUUUCAUGUUUUCUCUGGAGACUGAAGAUCCAAAUAUCGAAUGUGCCUUUUAUUUUCUCAGACCACAGUUUGACCCUUUAGUCACUUCCACUGAGGAGGAGUUCUGUGGUUUGAGGAGUAGAGGGUGAACUGUGUGCGUUAAUACUGUAUUCUCCCAAAGUGUAUUGUAAAUAUACUUUAAUAUGUACCGAUUCAUUAUAGAUAUUAAACAACUGUGGCAGGUUUUUUUUUGCAAUAUGUUUGGAUUUUUCCUUUUUCUUUUUCUAUGUGAGAAUUCAGAGAGAUGGUUGCAUGGUUGUUGGAGCGGCCGUGUUUUGCCAAAGAGACGUUUUAUUCUUCCUGCCUUCUUUUAUCUGUUGAUGUCUUUGUAUUGGCUGAUGCAAUAAAAAAUGACCAGCCAGCGUC
Molecule: messenger RNA, 2806 nt
Organism: Limanda limanda (common dab)
Lineage: Eukaryota; Metazoa; Chordata; Actinopteri; Pleuronectiformes; Pleuronectidae
Gene: hspb8
Product: heat shock protein b8
Exons: 3
Coding region: 240-929 (229 amino acids)
Biological process (GO): cellular response to unfolded protein
Cellular component (GO): cytoplasm; protein folding chaperone complex; nucleus
Molecular function (GO): protein homodimerization activity
Source: RefSeq, a predicted model, not a curated record